CAUAUAAUCUCUGAGACAGAUAAUUUAUUUUCUUCUUUUUUUAAAUUGUAGACUAGUGUUCUUUUAUUGGGUUGCAGAGCUCACAAUAGCCACUAGGAGGCGUACCCCUAUCUCUGGUGGUGGUCGACAGGGCUUAUAUUUUGUAACGCUGUCACCGGAAGUGCGCCAUCACUGUGCUGAAGCUCACAGAUAUUAUUAUCCGCUUGUUUCUGUGUCAUGACUUUCGGUCGGAGUUGCGUUUUUAAACUCAAUAAUGCGGCGUUACAUUCGUGCACUAUUGCUGUGCAUGGUGUUUGCCGUGUUUUCGGGCUUGUAUGUUUACAGUAAACUGUUUUACUCGGACGUGUCGGUCGGAGGAAACGGGCCGAAGAGGAUUUUCAUCCAACCGAGAGUCCCCGGAGCCAGGCGAGGGGCCGCGGACAGAGCUGGGCCCCGAAGCCCUCACUGGUACAAUAGGUACAUCAUGCGGCAGCGAGGUCAGCUGGAGCCUGGUGGUGCCAGUCGUCAGAGCAGACUGGAACCUCCUAUGCACCUUGCUGUGGUGGCCUGUGGGAAUAGACUGGAAGAGACUCUCACCAUGGUCAAGUCUGCUGUGCUUUUCAGCAUUAACCACCUGUGUGUACACAUCUUUGCUGAAGAUCAGCUACAUGUUAGCUUCAAAGAAGCUCUGGAUUCAUGGCCUGGCUUUAUUCGGUCAAGAUUCAACUACACACUCUAUUCCAUCAGCUUCCCCAGUGAGAAUGCAGCCGAGUGGAAAAAACUCUUCAAGCCCUGUGCUUCACAGCGGCUCUUCUUACCUCUGAUCCUAAAGGAAGUGGACUCGAUAGUGUAUGUUGACUCAGACAUCCUCUUCCUUCAGCCUGUAGACAAGUUGUGGGCGUUCUUGUCUCGCUUUAAUUCCUCUCAGCUGGCAGCCAUGGCCCCGGAACACGAGGAGCCCCGGAUCGCCUGGUAUAACCGCUUUGCUCGCCACCCCUUCUAUGGCAGGACGGGUAUCAACUCAGGGGUCAUGCUCAUGAACAUGACAAGGAUGAGAAAAACAUUCUUUAAGAAUGACAUGACGUCAGUGGGGUUGCGCUGGGAGGAGCUACUGAUGCCUCUUCUCCAAAAAUAUAAGCUCAACAUAACCUGGGGAGAUCAGGACCUUCUCAAUAUAAUUUUUCAUUACAACCCUGAGUGUUUGCUGGAGUUCCCAUGUCAGUGGAACUAUCGCCCUGAUCAUUGUAUCUAUGGCAGUAACUGUGCUUCAGCAGAAGAAGAAGGCAUCUACAUCCUGCAUGGAAACAGAGGGGUUUACCAUGAUAAUAAACAACCAGCUUUCAGAGCCGUUUAUGAGGUCAUACGAAAGUACUCCUUUGGCACAGAUCCACUGACUUCAUUGUUGGAUCCUCUAGAAGAAGAACUGUUAAAGACAACACAUACUUACUGUGGUAAAUCCCACCCACUCUUCACCAAAAGACUGGCACAAAGCCUGGCAAACAUCAACAAGAUGGCCCAACAUGGACGGUGACAAAAUGAACACUAAUGAUGGGAAUGCAGGCAAAAUGAAGAGUAUGCGCCUUCUAUGUUGAACUCCUAACCUAAAAUCAUCAGCCUAACACAAAGAAGCAUAAAAGCUUUUAAUGGACUGAACUUUCUUAAAGGUGCACUAAGAAGAUUUGCACAUGAAUGUGAGCUAAUCUGAAGUUUAUGUUGGAGUUUAUUUUGUGCUGAGAGCUGAUUGUUUGUUGAUAUUACUAAGCUAACUAUGAUAACCCAAUGCACAAUAUACUGAUUUCUACACAGGUUUCAGGUCAAAUGUUCUGCUCAAAGCCUAACACUGACUUCCUUUCAGGUCCUCUACUGCUGCAACAGUGUGCAACACUAGCACUGUUAUCUUAGAGAUGCAAUCUUCUAUGAUGCCAACUAGGGCUGGGAGAUAAAACGAUAGCGAUUUAUAUCAUGAUCUAACUUUUCCUCAAUAGAAAUAUGACACGCUCGAUACAAUUUCAGUAGAAUUUAUUCAUCCACGUUUUGACAAAAGUAAGAACAGCCAGUCAUAAUGAAGUAGUACCGCACCGAACCAAUCAUGCUAGAGCCAUGUCAAGUUAGGUUGAUGCACACACAUUAAUGUUUGGGCAACAGUGGGAGGUAAUGAGUGUUCCCACAGGAGAAAAUUUGACUGAGAACUCAGGCGACCGGGUUAAUGAACAGUAGGGUGUGAACCGUUUCGGUUCCGGUGUACAACCGAGGCAUAGAAGCAGGGAGUCAGACGUCCAAAGCAUGGUGUUUCACUUUUGGUUUACACCAGUUAUGAUGCGCCUGCAGACCUGAAUUCAGGGGUACACAUGGAACGACAGGGGGGGGUUUUGGUCUGUGCGUACCGCAAUACUAAUACACACAAACCAUACGGCUGAAAAAACUGAAAAUGAAACUUAAGACACUUAUAAGA
This is a messenger RNA of Sphaeramia orbicularis (orbiculate cardinalfish), 2431 nucleotides long. RefSeq names its product glucoside xylosyltransferase 1b (gene gxylt1b). Lineage: Eukaryota; Metazoa; Chordata; Actinopteri; Kurtiformes; Apogonidae. Gene Ontology annotation, molecular function: UDP-xylosyltransferase activity. The transcript has 7 exons. The record is from RefSeq and is a predicted model, not a curated record. Gene Ontology annotation, biological process: protein O-linked glycosylation via N-acetylgalactosamine. The coding region runs from base 254 to 1510 and encodes 418 amino acids.